UCAGGAAGAAUCGAAUAACGAUGAUAAUAAUGAAAAUGGAGAUGACGUUGAUGAAAAUGGAAGUGGGUUAGUUUAUGAUGAGUAUUACAAUGAAAAUGAGGAAUUAACAGUCGCUCAGGAUUGGGAUUGA
Molecule: messenger RNA, 130 nt
Organism: Racocetra fulgida
Lineage: Eukaryota; Fungi; Glomeromycota; Glomeromycetes; Diversisporales; Gigasporaceae
Source: the annotation of a GenBank genome assembly